Molecule: messenger RNA, 3844 nt
Organism: Xyrichtys novacula (pearly razorfish)
Lineage: Eukaryota; Metazoa; Chordata; Actinopteri; Labriformes; Labridae
Source: the annotation of a GenBank genome assembly
GUUUGCACACUCAAUAAAGCUUUCACUUUGUCUGUUGCACACUCUGUGGCUGUCACUGGAUUUUGUUACGCCGUUAAAGCUGUGGUUUGUUCAGCCCUGAUGUGAGUAUUUUUUCUGGUGGAAGCAUGAUGGACAUUUAUUAACUAUGAGGACUCUGGCGAGGCAUUAAGCACUGGGGAUGACAUUACAAACAACAUGCCUGGUAAGUUAUGUUUUCAGUCUUGUUUUUAUAUUAAAUAUUAAUUAUCUCUGAGUACCAUUGUUGUGUAUUUAAGUUCAUGGAAACUAUAAACCAAAGAUUGCGCCAUGCAUAUUAUUGGUCAUGCUUCCAAACUCUUGAAGACAAGAACUGAGAGCAGGAGGCACUGAUAUCUGGACGUGUGAUGAAGGCUGUAUUGUUAAUGUUAAUUUUGUCUUCUGAAUUAUAGGUUGGUUCCAGAAAUUAAGAGUGCAUUUUUUGACACGACAUGAAGAAGAAGCAAAGCUGACAAGAACCGUAACGUCCUCAGCCAGCAGCAUAUCAGCUUCACCCUCAGCUACCACGUCCUCACAAACGACCUCCCCGUGUGAACCAAAACAGGCGCUGUCUGUUCUGAGCUCGCAGGAGCGAUUCAACAGAAAGUUUGAUGUGCUUGUGUGUCACAGUUCAGUGGACAGUGACAUUGAAGAGGCACAAAGACUUGUCUCCUUCCUAGAGGCUUCUCCCUGUGGUUUUAGGUGCUUUCUUCGGGGGAGGGAUGACAGUCCAGGCAGUGCAAUUUCCACGGAGUUAUACGAGGCUGUGCAAAACUGCCACGUAUGGGCUCUGCUUAUCACUCCAAACUUUCUCGAGGAUGAAUGGUGCAAGUAUAUGAUGCAUCAGGCUUUGGCAGAGGGGCCCAUGUCUCAUCGGAUUAUUCCACUGAUUAAAAAUUUGUCCCGCGCUCAGGUUCCUCAGGAACUGAGAUUCUUUUUCCAUAUUGACCUAAAUAUCAACCCUCACCGAGGCCUUACUGUUCUCACCCAAACUGUGCUCAAGAGUAAGUAUAAGGAAAAUUAUGUAUAUUGAAUCUGUUUUUGCCAGUAGUAUUUUUUUUUUAGUCUUUCUGCAUUUUUGAAGGCAAGUCAUUUUCAGUAAUGUCCUUCAACUUUCCCUUUUAGACCUGGAAGAGCUUGUUAAAAAAUCCAAGACACCUCAACUGUGACAUGGAAAGCUCAAGCAAAGGACUAAACACAGCAAAAGAAGCGGGCGUAAAAAUGUCAUUCAACUGAGGCUUUUUAAUUUUUAUGCAAGUGAUAAAAAGGAGAAACUGGGGCUUCAGCUCUAAAUGGUGCCACUGAUUUACAGUUUGGUCUCAGUCACUCAACAAACACAGAGAAUUAGCCUUCCUCUGGUUCAUUUCUAAGUACUGAUCUCUACAAGGUUAGCCUCAGAAACAUUUGACCACAAAGUUAUUAUUUCCAAUGCCUCCUUUCUACCUGUUGCACAGUGUCAACCUUGUUUCCCUCUUGUGUUUUUUGAUAAAUGCACACUAACAGCUUUCACAAGGUCUCCACUACUUCACAAUGUGAUCACAAAAACUGAAUGAAUGAUGUUAAAGAAAGAACAAACACAAUAAAAUGCAAAGUUGAACUGUUUGAACUUACAGCAGACCAUAGUUAAAGACAGUACAAACAAAAAGACAAACUACAGAGAGGGAGGUUGAAAAAGACUUCUUUGACUUACGGUAUUUUCUGUCAGUUCUCAGAUCUUAGUUCAGCAUUUUACCCAGAUAAUUAUAGAACUAUACUAUCCUGCUUGAUGAGUGGUCUGUUGGAGCUUCCUCCUCUGUGGCCUCAUGGCCCUGUACUUCCGCUCUGAUUUAUCAUGCAAAAACUCUUAGUUUCGUGUCAGAAAUAAAAAAAAAGCUAGAUGUCACAGAAUCAUUUGGUGAAAGUAAAACAUCAAAAAGAUGUCAAACUGUCGAUCAAAGCUUCAGAGACACAGACCUUAAAUUUCUUAAACUGGGCAAAUUCUUCAGUCUCAUUUUUUUUAGGUUCAGUUAGUGUUUCAAAAAUCAGCUCUUAAAAAGUUCACGCAUUAUCUUGAUUGCACCAAAAUAUAUUUAUAUUUUUUUUUUUUCAGGGCUAAUCCAGAAAUCUUUGAAAUGCAUCAGAUUAGUUUAUAGUGAGCCUAAAUUGUACAGGUUUCGUUUUGAUCACUUUAAGAAAUUAAAUUGGAUUAAAAGUUUUAUCCAGUGUCUUCUGGACUCUUUCAUUUCUAAGACCUGUUUGAGCCAUUAUUUAAUAAAUGGCUCUAACAGGACCUGUGUUACGUUGCAGACAGCCGCUGCCUCAAAUCCUGAGACUGUGUAGACGUUUUUUGUUGUCAUGGUCAAAACUGAGACAGAUUUGUUUUAGUCGAGACACCUGCAGGCCUAGAACUGCCUGUUUAGAAAUCCGAGGCUUGUUGAAUCAUCUUUAAUUUCAAUUCUGAACACAAACCAUUGAUUGCAAAAGAGAUAUUAGUAUACUUUUCCCCCUUUAAAAAUUGAAGUUAAAUGUAGUUUAUCCAUGCCUUUAAUCAUUUAUUCACAAUGUGGUAUUGUUUAAUCACCUUAAUACAGUCCCAGAUGUUGAUCAAGUUUUCUGCCAUAAGAAUAAUUUUGUUCCUCAUGUAAAAAAUGGUGUUAGAUUUUAAAUGAAGAAUAUUUUACAGCAGUGACUCAUCACAAUUCACUGCUAUGGUUUUAAGGAGGCCAAAGCUACAGUUACACAUUGUAAGAUUUGUCCUUAAUUUUUUUGUGCAUAACCAGUGCAGUGAAGGCAAAUUUGCAGCUGUCAUUAAUGUGUUUAUACCAGGAAUUUCUGUUUGUACAGUCAGUUUGGGACACUUAGUUCAGUUGAAUUCUAGCCCUUCAACUGGGUUUACAACAAAGCAUUAUCAAUGCGUGUGACUCUCCAGUGAUCAGAGCAGAAAAUGUCAGUUCACUGUCACAGGAUGUGACUGAUUGAGCCUACCAGUAGGUGGUGUUGUUACAUCUUUUGACAUGCUGAAGGCUGACAGGCUGCAGAGGCUUCACAGCAACAACAGUCAAAAGUCCCUGAUAGAUGAGGGUGCAAGGUAAGGCUCCUUGUCAGGGCAAUCGAGGACCUUUCCAGAGCUGCAGAAACAAGUGGUCUGGGGCUCUGGAUCAAGAGGAAAGAGCUCUGAUUGGCUCCCAGGAGAUCAGAUGGCAUCCACGGGGUUGGCUCAGGACACCGGGAUGCUAACCCCUAUGGAGGUGUCACGGACCUGUUAGCAUAAUUUCAAAACCCAGAGGAUGUCACUUCUCCUUGACUACUCUGUAGUAUCCAGGCAGCGAUAGGAACUAGCAAAGCAGAGAAACUGAAUCAACCAGUUUAACUAAAGAGAUCCUAGGGUGUUGGAGUUGCAGUGCCACUUGUUGAGGGCAAAUCUUUCAAUCAGCACAUUGACACUGAUUUUAUUCAGAAAAAAUGCGAAUAAGAGAUUGAACUCAUGCAUCUGGCCUGUUUAGAUUAAUAUAUCGAGCUGCAAUAAUUCUGUCUGAGUGGUUUUAACUCAGCUGCUGGGAGUAAACUCUUAACAUGUUAAAGGGCUUGAAGAAACACCUUGCUUUCCCUAUCCAAAGACUUUCUCUUCUCUGCAGGUAUGAUUUAAUGUCCCUGCCAGCAGCUCCCCUUGUUGAUUUAGCAUGCUGGCACUGCUUCACUCCAGACAGAAUAUCAAGUGAAACAGUUGUUACCCUAUAUAAUCAUUACAUACAUGCAUUACACAGUUUUUUUUUCAAGGUACCAUCUGCCUCCCAUGUGUUAUCAUGUUCUCUUUCUUUUUUAUCGGCACCAGUCUCCCACAUCUCCAUCC